AAAAACAGGCUCCAGGAUUGAGUUAGAGCCCAGCUCCAGGGUGGAGCCGGAAUUUACCUUUGUACUACACGUGGACAGCGUUAGUGGUGACUGGCUGCGUAGGUCUGGAACUGACUGCCAUCCUGACACGUCUCAGAGCUGCAAGCAGGUCCUGCUGGACAGCCACCAUGGCCUCUCAGCCUCUCAGGCUGACAGAAGAGCCUGGUCCAAGUCCUGGGGAGUCUGAACUGGCUGUGAACCCUUUUGAUGGGCUCCCCUUCUCUUCCCGCUACUAUGAGCUGCUUGAGCAGCGCCGGGCCUUGCCCAUCUGGGCUGCUCGCUUUAUCUUCUUGGAACAGCUGGAGAAUAACCCCACUGGAGUCGUGCUGGUGUCCGGGGAGCCUGGCUCUGGCAAGAGCACGCAGAUCCCUCAGUGGUGUGCAGAGUUUGCACUGGCCAGGGGGUUCCGGAAGGGACAGGUUACUGUCACUCAGCCCUACCCUCUGGCAGCCCUGAGCCUGGCUCUGCGGGUUGCUGAUGAGAUGGACCUGACCCUGGGUCAUGAGGUUGGAUACAGCAUCCCCCAGGAGGACUGCACAGGGCCCAACACCCUGCUCAGAUUCUGCUGGGACAGGCUGCUUCUGCAGGAGGUGGCCUCAACCCGGGGCACUGGAGCCUGGGAUGUGCUGGUGCUGGAUGAGGCUCAGGAGCGCUCAGUGGCUUCAGAUUUGCUCCAGGGGCUACUACGAGAUACCAGUCUGGGAAACCUCCCAGGGGGGCCCAGAGUGGUUGUGGUUACUGAUCCAGCCCUCGAACCUAAGCUCCAAGCCUUUUGGGGCAAUCCUCCUAUUGUGCACGUACCUAGAGAGCCCGGAGGCAGUCCCACUCCUGUCUUCACGGACACUGUCCCUACCGAUCGGGCGGAAGCUGCCUGCCAAGCAGUGCUUGAGUUGUGUCGCAAGGAGACUCCAGGAGAUGUGCUAAUAUACCUACCUAGUGAGGAGGAAAUUUCCCUAUGCUGUGAAUCCUUGUCCAGGGAGGUGGAGUCCCUGACUCUCCAAGGGCCUCCACUACGGGUGCUGCCCCUUCACCCAGGCUGUGGUCAAGCCAUUCAGACUGUGUACGAGGACAUAGACAUGGAUGCCCGAAAGGUCGUGGUUACUCACUGGCUGGCUGACUCCUCCUUCUCCCUCCCUUCCAUCCAACAUGUCAUUGACUCAGGACUGGAGCUCCGAAGUGUUUACAAUCCUCAGAUCCGAGCAGAAUCUCAAGUAUUGAGGCCAAUCAGCAAGUGUCAGGCAGAGGCAAGACGACUGCGAGCAAGAGGGUUCCCACCAGGAUCUUGUCUCUGCCUGUAUCCUAAGUCCUUCUUAGAACUAGAGGCUCCCCCAUUGCCCCGACCCAGGGUGUGUGAGGAGAAUCUGAGCCCUCUGGUGUUACUACUAAAGAGGAGACAGAUUGCAGAGCCAGGGGAGUGUCACUUCCUGGACCGGCCUGCUCCAGAAGCACUGAUGCAGGCCCUGGAAGACUUAGACUAUCUGGCAGCCCUGGAUGAUGAUGGGAACCUGUCAGACCUGGGUAUCAUCCUAUCAGAGAUCCCCCUGCCCCCUGAGUUGGCCAAAGCCCUGCUGGCUUCAUGCGAGUUUGACUGUGUGGACGAGAUGCUCACCCUGGCUGCUAUGCUCACUGCUGCCCCUGGGUUUACCCGUCCUCCACUCUGUGCAGAAGAAGCUGCCCUGCGUCGGGCCCUGGAGCACGUGGAUGGCGACCACAGCUCUCUGAUCCAGGUGUAUGAAGCCUUCAUACAAAGUGGAACAGAUGAGGCUUGGUGCCAGGCUCGAGGUCUAAACUGGGCAGCUUUGUGCCGAGCCCAUAAACUUCGGGGAGAGCUCCUAGAACUCAUGCAGCGGAUUGAACUUCCCCUGUCCCAACCAGCCUUUGGCUCGGAGCAGAAUCGCAGAGACCUUCAGAAAGCACUGGUGUCGGGAUACUUCCUCAAGGUGGCCCGAGACACAGAUGGGACUGGAAAUUACCUGCUCCUAAUCCAUAAGCAUGUGGCCCAGCUCUCCUCCUACUGCUGCUACCGAAGCCGCAGGGCUCCAGCUAGACCCCCACCAUGGGUGCUUUACCACAAUUUCUCCAUAUCCAAAGACAACUGCCUUUCCAUUGUUUCUGAGAUUCAACCACAGAUGCUGGUGGAGUUGGCCCCUCCAUACUUCCUGAGUAACUUGCCCCCCAGUGAGAGCAGAGACCUCCUGAACCAACUAAGGGAAGAAAUGGCAGAUUCUUCAGCAGGGAGUGAAUCCUCCUCAGCCCAGGAGUUCAGAGAUGCCUGUGUCCUGCAGUAACCUGCCUACCUAAGGAAUGGAGCUGAACUCAUCUCAUCGCAUUAGAUCCUCCCUCAGGCUAGCAUCAAGGCAGCCAGCCAGAUUUAGAAGCCAAAGUUUUAGGAUCAAAUGUAAAUCCUAGAACCUGAGCCCAAAGAAAUGGUGGGGUGAGAAUGGAGAGAAUAGGAUAAGCCUCAGUCUACAUAGGGUAGGACCCUUUCCUUAGCAUUCUCUAAUUUAAUGGAGAGGGACUGACAUGCUCCCUAUCCCCCCCAACUUAUGCCAAACACAUUCUUGUACUCCCCUUUUGGUCUAUAAAAGAUUUUUCUUUUUUCUAUGAUGCC
This is a messenger RNA of Propithecus coquereli (Coquerel's sifaka), 2650 nucleotides long. It is a transcript of the gene DQX1, whose product is annotated as DEAQ box RNA-dependent ATPase 1. The coding region runs from base 168 to 2327 and encodes 719 amino acids. Gene Ontology annotation, cellular component: spliceosomal complex; intracellular anatomical structure. NCBI's taxonomy places the organism in Eukaryota, Metazoa, Chordata, Mammalia, Primates, Indriidae. Gene Ontology annotation, molecular function: RNA binding. The record is from RefSeq and is a predicted model, not a curated record. The transcript has 12 exons.